Messenger RNA from Alnus glutinosa, 1032 nucleotides. Its product is annotated as universal stress protein PHOS32-like. The record is from RefSeq and is a predicted model, not a curated record. Lineage: Eukaryota; Viridiplantae; Streptophyta; Magnoliopsida; Fagales; Betulaceae. The transcript is spliced from 4 exons. Bases 192 to 689 code for a protein of 165 amino acids.
UUACAGCAAAAGCAAUCACGGACCCGAGGAAUGGCUAACUAAGAUUCAACGGAUCGAACAAACCUUCUCGCAGUUUCAUCUCCUUCCUAUUUGUGCCACUCGCUCAAGCUUCAGACGCUCAUCAUUGCGAUUGUAUUCUUGUUUUGAUAACUUCUCUUUGAUUGAACUCUGAAGAAAUUAAGGAGGAGAAGAUGACCAAAGAUAGGAAUAUAGGGGUGGCCUUGGACUUCUCAAAGGGUAGCAAGCUUUCUCUCAAAUGGGCCGUUGACAAUCUGCUUGAUAAGGGUGACACUCUCUAUGUGAUCCACGUCAAGCACUCUCAAGGCGACGAGUCUCGCAAUACCCUCUGGUCUGCCUCCGGUUCACCUCUGAUUCCAUUGGUAGAGUUCCGUGAACAGGAGGUGGUGCGAAAGUACGAGGUUGACCUUGAUCCUGAAGUUUUGGACUUGCUUGACACUGUUUCUAGGCAAAAACAGGUGACAGUGGUGGCAAAGAUUUACUGGGGCGAUGCAAGAGACAAACUCUGUGGGGCUGUUGGGGAUUUGAAGCUUGACUGUUUGGUCAUGGGUAGCAGAGGCCUUGGUAACAUCCAGAGGGUACUCCUGGGUAGUGUGACCAGCUAUGUUGUAUCGAAUGCGGCGUGCCCUGUGACCGUCAUCAAGGAUUCAAUUGCUGCUCAUGGCUUUUGAUUUGCUAAAUGUGAAAUUUGCAAGGGGCUGUGUUGUUUGAAAUAAUGGUGCUCUGCCUCUGUAUGUAUGCCUUUGUUUGCACAAAGUGAUGAUACUUAGACAAGCUCGUCUUAAUUAAGGGUUGUUGAAUUUUAAGGUGUGUCUCAGCAAUUUCAAAAAUUUCAGGGUGUUCAUUGUUUUUAUGCCUACUUUAGGACCUGUAUACAUCUGUUUGAACAUGUUUGUCUGGCUUACAAUGAAUCAUGUCUCUGACUUUUGCUUGUAUUGUGGCCAGUUUCAGUACUAUUUGUAAACCAUAAAUGUGAGAAAUGCUAAAGAGAGAACUAGUGCAUGUGUUGUGCUA